CCCAGGACCCCUUCGCGGCCCUGCUCGGCGGCGCCGGCGGGGCGGGCCAGGCGGGCGGCGGCGGCGCCCAGGACCCCCUCGCGGCCCUGCUCGGCGGCGCUGGGGCGGGGCAGGCGGGCGGCAUGCCAGGGUUGGGCGGCAUGCCGGGCCUGGGCGGCAUGGGCAUGCCAGGCAUGUCGGGCGCGGGCGGCAAGAGGGCCACCGACGCCUUCAUCACCGACCGCCUGCCCCUCCUGCAGAAGGUGAAGCGCCCCGUGAUGGCGUUCUUCUUCGGCUACUGCUUCUGGCGGGGCUGGGUCGGAAGAGCCGGCCUCGCGCAGGGGCUCUUCGCCAGCUCGUACCUGGACAUGCUGGCCGUGCCGCUCCGGGUGCUCCCGGACAGCCCGCUGCACGGGCGGGCCUACUUCUACGCGUCGUACUGGGUCGACUCCGGCGCGCGGCUGACCCGGUUCCUGUGGAACUGCGCGCGGGGCAAGGCCAAGUUCCCCACCAGCGUGCAGGACUUGAUGGGCAUGAUGAUGCCGGGCAUGUCUGGCGGCUCUGGCAUGCCCGGCAUGGGGGGCAUGCCCGGCAGCCAGGCGGCGUCGCCGUGGGGCAGCGCGGACGGCGCCCCGGACCUUGGCGCGCUCGGCAGCCUCUUCGGGGGCCUGGCUGCGGAGCCCACGCUGGGCGCCAUGCCGACGGCGCCGACAGUGGCCCCGGUCACGUCGCCCAUGGCCACCAUGGGGUCCACUCCCAUGGCCUCCACUGCGCCGGCGGCAACGGCACCUCCAGCCUCGCCGAUGCCCGAGGUCGUGCCGACGGCCACGCCGUCUUCCGCGUCGCCGGUGGCCGAGGCCAUCUCGGAGGUGCCGUCGCCCGCGGGCGCGGUCGGCGUCCCACCUCCGCCGCCGCCCAGGAAGGCUCCGACGGUGAUCGACGCAGACGUCGCGUUCCUCGACUAGCCGGUGCGCUGGGAGCCGGGGCCGCGUCGGGAGAGUUGCAGCCCUCGACCAGCCUGAAUGCCGCGUGGCCGCUGUGUGGUGCUUGACCUGGUGAUCGAUGCCGACGUCGCGACCCUUGACGGGGCUAGUCUGGGCGGUGACUGUUCCACGCGGGGGCCGCUCUCGUAAGGCGCUCGUGAUAGGGCGAGUGCGGUGAGAGCGCGCAUUGCUGCACGAUCCGCUCAAGUUUCACUUCGGCCAAAAACUUCUGCUUGAGCGGCAAUCCGACCCCCCUGUAGAACAGCGUCUCGCGUUGCGGUGUCGCGUGUUGGCAUCGGGUAGUGGCAUUACAUGCUGGCAUCGGAGAUGUAGCAUUGCGUGCCCGCCCUGCACCGACGUGACACCAUGUGAUGGUAGCGUCAACAAGUAGCCCCUGGAAGCUGGUUGCCCUCGCGCGUGGGGACCGUUCGGGCUAAUGAAAUACUCCCGCCUGUACGCCUAACUCGAUCUCUGAUGGCGCUGCUUUCUGCCUGUGGAGGAGGUCCUUGAGAUCCGACAGCGCGAAAAGUUGCAACACUGC
Prorocentrum cordatum is the source of this 1503-nucleotide messenger RNA. The record is from the annotation of a GenBank genome assembly. NCBI's taxonomy places the organism in Eukaryota, Dinophyceae, Prorocentrales, Prorocentraceae.